UUCCUCUACACUUGUCUUUCUAUUGUCACUUUGCCUCUGCUCUUCUCGCUCUUUAUUCUUCUUCCCAAAUCUUUCCUGAUUUGUUUCUUUCUUUUCCUCUUACGUAUUCCACUUUUUCUACUCCCACUACUAUAAUACCAAAUACGUAUUUGUACGGCUAAAUUUUGCACCAUGACUGGCAGAGAAAUCAUUCACAAAAUAAAGGAAAGGGUUGGUUUAAGUUCAUCUGAUACCGGAAAAGGUAAGAGCAAAAUGUCAAAGCACAUAACGCAUGGUUAUCACAUGGUAGAGGGAAAAUCGCAUCACACCAUGGAAGACUAUGUUUUUGCACAAUUUAAGCAAGUUGACGAUAAUGAACUUGGACUAUUUGCAAUAUUUGAUGGCCAUUUAAGCCAUGAGAUUCCUGAUUACCUCCGAUCUCACUUAUUCAACAAUAUCCUGAAUGAGCCUAACUUCUGGGUUGAACCGGAGUCUGCAAUCAGGAGAGCAUACCGCAUAACAGAUUCCACUAUUUUGGAUAAGGCUACUGAUUUGGGUAAAGGAGGGUCCACUGCAGUUACAGCCAUAUUGAUUAAUGGCCAGAAACUAGUUGUAGCUAAUGUGGGAGAUUCUCGUGCUGUCAUUUUCAAGAAUGGAGUAGCCAAGCAGCUGUCCAUUGACCAUGAGCCUGUCAGAGAGAGGAAGAUCAUUGAGGAUAGAGGUGGUUUUGUUUCCAAUUUUCCAGGUGAUGUGCCUCGGGUUGAUGGGCAGUUAGCAGUAGCAAGGGCAUUUGGUGACAAGAGCUUGAAGAUGCAUCUUAGUUCAGAGCCGGAUGUGGUAGUAGAGCUCAUCGAUGACGAUACAGAGUUUCUCAUCUUGGCUAGUGAUGGCGUAUGGAAGGUACUGUCAAACCAAGAAGCUGCGGACUGCAUAAAGAAUAUAAAGGAUGCACGGUCAGCUGCGAAGCACCUUAAUGAACACGCCCUUGCAAAGGGAAGUACUGAUGAUAUAUCCUGUGUGAUUGUAAGGUUCCAAUAAUUUUGGGUUGUGUGUACUUGUGAAAUGAAGGAACGGGCACGAAUCAAAACUUGGAUCACAGUGGAAACCAAGUCAAUUUCUGUGUGACAGAGAAAAUGUAACAUCUGAAUAGUUCUUGCUUUUGUCCUGUAAAAUUCUGUUAUCACCAAUGAUCAUGGUAGUGUAUAAACAUUUAUGUUCCAAAAGUUGACACUGUUUGCAAACUGCAAAUAAAGGUUAUGUUGUUUCUCGAA
This is a messenger RNA of Nicotiana attenuata, 1250 nucleotides long. RefSeq names its product probable protein phosphatase 2C 39. Gene Ontology annotation, biological process: protein dephosphorylation. NCBI's taxonomy places the organism in Eukaryota, Viridiplantae, Streptophyta, Magnoliopsida, Solanales, Solanaceae. The record is from RefSeq and is a predicted model, not a curated record. The transcript is spliced from 5 exons. Bases 172 to 1017 code for a protein of 281 amino acids. Gene Ontology annotation, cellular component: nucleus; cytosol. Gene Ontology annotation, molecular function: protein serine/threonine phosphatase activity.